Messenger RNA from Cataglyphis hispanica, 1729 nucleotides. It is a transcript of the gene l(3)77CDf, whose product is annotated as phosphatidylserine synthase. Gene Ontology annotation, biological process: phosphatidylserine biosynthetic process. Gene Ontology annotation, molecular function: L-serine-phosphatidylethanolamine phosphatidyltransferase activity. The record is from RefSeq and is a predicted model, not a curated record. Bases 135 to 1511 code for a protein of 458 amino acids. The transcript is spliced from 6 exons. Lineage: Eukaryota; Metazoa; Arthropoda; Insecta; Hymenoptera; Formicidae.
GGUGCACGAAUUUUCAACAUUCCACUUCCACAUCGUGACGACCGCGUUUACGAGAAAAGCACGAUUUGGCGCGAGAAGGCAACGUGGUGCAUCGAUGGUGGUGAAACAAGGCUGAGGCGCCAGAAUAAUCGAGGAUGUCCAUAUCAUUCCGGGAAACUGACAACACCAACGACGUCGAUCACGUCGGUGAUCGUAAGCUUCGACCUGCCGGGACCGACAGCUUCCCGAGCAUCAAUGAGAGGCCGGUCGAUGACAUCUCCCUCGAGUUCUUUUACAAACCGCACACGAUCACUUUACUCCUCAUCUCCAUCGGCGCCGUCAUAUACUCGGUGUUCACCAGAAAUACCACCAAUGUCGAAGACAACAUGUGGGCAGGCAUGUUGUGUGUCAUUUUCUUCUUCCUCAUCAUAUCCGUCUUAACGUUCCCCAAUGGUCCAUUUACCAGGCCUCAUCCAGUAGUAUGGCGGAUAGUAUUUGGCUGCAGUGUUCUCUAUCUGAUGGGUCUCUUGUUUUUAUUGUUCCAAAACUAUGACACAGUCAGAAGAAUUCUGGUAUGGGUGGAUCCAGGUUUAGCGUCCUUCCACAUUGACAUGGAUAAGGAGUAUGGCGUUAAUUGCUCAGAUGUCACAGUAGAAAAAAUUUGGAAUCACUUGGAUGUCUUCGCAUUGGCCCAUUUUCUUGGCUGGGCCUUCAAAGCUAUUCUUAUUCGUCAUCUUGGCAUUCUCUGGGCCAUAAGCGUCAUGUGGGAGGUGACAGAGAUUGCUUUCGCGCACUUGCUGCCGAACUUUGUCGAGUGUUGGUGGGAUGCGUUGAUUCUGGAUGUUCUUGUAUGCAAUGGAUUGGGUAUCUGGGUCGGUCUGAAGAUCUGUUCCAUAUUAGAGAUGCGAGAAUAUAAAUGGGUUAGCAUCCGUGACAUCGAGAGUACUACUGGGAAAUUGAAGAGAGCAAUGCUGCAAUUCACUCCUGGUAGCUGGACAUCUGUCAGAUGGUUAGAUCCCACUUGCACACAUAUGCGAUUGGUUGCAUUAUGCCAGUUAGUGAUAUUCUGGCAAGUCUCCGAGCUCAAUACCUUCUUCUUGAAGCAUGUUUAUGAAUUUCCACCAUCUCAUCCCUUUGUUGUCGCCAGAUUAGUGUUGAUCGGUGUCAUAGUCGCACCAUCAGUUAGGCAGUAUUAUAUGUAUGUGACUGAUCCAACAUGUAGUCGAGUGGGAACUCAAUGUUGGGUCUAUGGGGCAAUCAUGGUGACUGAAGCCCUGCUAUGUAUACGUCAUGGAGCAGCUCUAUUUGAGCGCACUCAGGCUCUCAAUAUCCUUCUCUGGCUGCUAUGCCAGUCCCUAGUCUCUGUUCUCUGUGUCUAUGGCUGCGUUUUGUGGCAUCAGUACUUUGAGACGGGAAAGAAAGCCACUAUAAGGCGGUCCGUCUCCCAUCUAGGCAACUUUAACACAAACGUAAGCGGGAAUAUGGGUCGCCGUACGAAAUCUGUGGAAGAAUUGGAUAAGAAGGAGCUUUGAGGAGAGAACUAAAAAAGACCGCUCGACGGUGAGCAGCUGUGAACAUUAAUGAUAUUUUCUAGUCGAAUAAAACAAUCGCGCGUAGAAAUUCAUAGAAUGAAUGAUAAUGCAUGCGUGGGAAUUAAUUACUUAUGAUGUGACGUGGUGUAAAUGUCUCCGAAACCGUUGUUCUUUGUUCCUCAGAAUAAAUGGACGUUGUUACGUUGUUACUACUUGAA